AUGGAGCUGGAUGUCCGUCAGUGUUUAUCCAAGGCUAAGGAGAACCGAGACUGCGGAGCUCUGGAGGCCGCCUUCAGUCUGCUAGGAGGCCGCAGGCAGCGUGGAGCCUCCCCCCCGGAGCUGGUGCUCACCUGCGCCGAGACAGCUCAACAGCUUGAGCGUGCUGAGAUCAGCGCAGCCUGCCUCAACAUGUUCUUCGAGGAGAAGUCAGCGGAGAAUCAGUUGGUGUGUCGAGCGUUUGUCUGCCAGGGCCAGCUGAAGGCUCCUGCAGCCACCGGCAGUGUGGAUGACUUUGACGAGGCUGUGAUGUGUUUUCUGAAAGCUAUUGAAAUGUCAAAGAAAGAACCGAGAAGUCACUUCAUGGUGUUCAACGCCUCCGUGCUGUACUUCCAGACGGUGCGUCCUCUCCUGCAGCCGGGCCGGUGCCGCCACCUGGUGCCCUCCUUGAAACAGGUGGUGCAAAGUCUGGAGGAGGUGUCAGACGGAGACCACCGCUGGAGGGCUGAGCUCAUGAUACACCUGGUCCGAUGCCUGGUGGACUCGGGGCAGGUGGAGGAAGCUGCACAUUUUGCCAAAGUUUCAGAAAACUUCAUUAAGACCCAAACUCCUCAUCUUUACUCCAAACUCUUUAAAUUACAGGUAGCCUUCAGGCUGUUAGAAGAUGAGGUCCUCCAUGAAACCAGCAGGCAGAACUCAACCUUAACAGUCAUUUACAAAAUGCAGGAGCUGAAAAGGUGGUCAAAAAUGAACAAAAACGUGCCGACAGGAGAGGAUUCUGGGAAGUUUGAGGAGAUUCUACAUCUUCUGGUGGAUCAAACCGAAGCUACGCCUGUGAGCUCCGUCCAACAGCCAACACCCGCCCCCCUCCCUUACAGAGCCUCCUUCCUGCUGGAGCUGGCUCUGCUGGCCUUGCAGGGAAAGCAUCAUAAAGUAGCCGCCGGCUGUCUGAAGGAGCUGAAGGCACGUGGAGAAGCUACUCUUGACCAUCGUCUAAUCAUGGAAUGUGUCAGCUGUGAGAUUAACUUUCUGAAGGAGGAGGCCAACAUGGACAUCUACUGCAGAGCCAGCGUGGAGGCCCGCCUGAAGGAGAUCGACAAGCUGGACCAGUGGUUGCAGACUGCAGCGAGGGAGGGGGCCCUGCAGGCUCUGCAGGUGCUCUCUGCCACGCAGUGGAGGUUCUGCCUGCCCCUCUUACAACAGAACCUCAGGAACCGGAUCAAGACUCCUCUGCUCAGGAUGGCCCAAGUCCUGGAAGACACACAAAGUGUGUUGCUGCAGCAGCGCUGUCACGUCCACUCAGAGCUGGCACUAGCUGAAGACGAGGACGGGAACCUCCAGGCGUCUUUGACCCACCUUCAGAAAGCUGUGUCCCUGGACCACGGGACGCACGGUGAACGCCUGUCUUCGUCUGUCCGGCUCCUGCAGCUCAGGAGGAACCUGCACCAAAGCCCUCCCCGGCCCGAGGACAGAGCCGCUCUGCUUCUGCAGCAGGCCAGAGACUUACCGCCCUGGAGCGAGGCAGACACUCGAGCUGUCCUGGUGUCUGUUGGUCUCCUUUUGGCCCCGGAGGAUUUCCAGAUGGUUCUGGAUGCUGACAACACCUCUGAAAUUCUCGUAGGAAGUCCUGGACCCGAGCCGGUGGACCAGCUCGCUGCUAAAGUUCAGCAUCACACUGCACGUGUGCAGCAGGCAGCCGGUCACCUGGACAGACGAGGCAAGGACACGGACAGUCCAGAAAGGGUCCAGUUGUGGGCAACGCUGGCGAAAACAGCCCGCAAGCAGGAAGUGUGGGACGUGUGCCGAGCGGCCUGCCGCUUCUGUUUGCUUUAUGAUGAUGGGACGUGGAAGAGCUCUAAGACUGCCAAGUGUAAAUGCUCAGAGGAGCAACGAGCUCCAGAACAGCUUUGCUGCUGCAGCGCAACACACGUGCACGUGCUGCGCCUCUUGGCUGAAGUUUGCUUCAUCAACGCUGAGGCUACUAUCGAUAAGCUUUUGUCAGAGGGGGUUCAGCUGAGCGGCCCGGCUGUCCGACCGCAGGAAGGAGGUUUCUCUGAACAAGAUCCAAACUGGCUGAUUUACAGAGACUGGAUCCAGGCUCUGUCUGCUGACGCCACCGGCAGCUUCCUGCGAGCAGCAGAGCUGGGCGCCGCCAUCCAGGAGCAGUGGGUGCUCACGAACUCGGCCGUUUACUUGUGGAACUACAACAACCACCUGCUGGCAGCCGGAGAGUACAGAGUCCUGCUGCCCACCUUCCAGAAGCUGCUGGGGAUGCUGCAGAAGUCUGAGAACACCAGCAGCACUGCUGUGUGCGUUCUGAUGAGUUCUGCUGUGGCCCGCGGGCUGAUCCAGCCUCUGUCUGAAUGGGACGGCGCCGAGUCCGCUCCGAAAGAACCCACGGGUCCAAUCAGAGAGAGGGGCGUGGAGAAGACCGCCAGCGUCCACAGAGAUCCUGCUGCCUUACAAGAUGUCCACAAGGCCUUAGAGCAGAAGGCAGCCAGCUGGCACCACACCUGCAAUUCCACGGCGGGGUCGGACCAGCUGCAGCCGGACGCCAUGCUCACCAGCUUCAGGCGAGGAGGGAACAGAAGUGUGCAGAGAGGAGAAGAUGAGGAGGAGAGGAGUUGGUCUGCAGACUCUCUGAGCGACCUGCCGGCAGCCACGAGCCUCCGGAUGGCCUCCGUGCUCAGAGUCUCUGCAGGGAUUGUGAGGACCUGCGUUCAUCUGGGCCUGGAGGACCUUUCACCCAAUCAGGAGCUCUUAAAUCUGAUCCAGAUCCCAGAAGAAGAACAAAUAGAGAGCCACAAAGCCAUGGUGAUUUCUCAGAAGAGAAGAAGCCUUCACACGUCACAUGACCAGUCGAUGGCGUGGAGACCAGAUAAAGACGUGACGCUUCAGGAUCUCUGGUUGGACAAAGCUGAGGUCUGCCUGGACCUCGACCUCCUUCAGCCGGCCAGGCAGCUGCUGGCCGAGGCCCACAUGGUGGCUGCGGAGCUCCGAGAUAAGAACGCCGUAUCAAGAAGUUUACUGAUCCUGGCCCGUCUGGCCUGCAUGGAGCAGAACUUUUCUGAGGCUCUGAUGCUCUUGGAUAAAGCCCAGACGUUGGGAAGGACCGCUGAGUUCUGGUACCAGCUCACCCUCAUCAGGGUCACAGCUGUGGUGGGCCAGGGAGACCCAGAUUCUCAAACCAGGGUGGAUCGCGUUGUGCACGCAGGCUGCGAGGCUCUGCAGCUGCUUCAAACGCAGCACACGAACAGAGCUCCACAGCUGAGCUCCGUCAUCGCAUCGUUACGUCUCAGGUUCCUGCUCUUCUGCCCAGGUCAUGGACUCUCACUGGCAGCUACAAGGAGGCUCACGGGCCUGCGGUUCUGCCUGGCAGAGCUGAGUCUGGAUGUUCUGGAGGAGCGUUGUGCUGUGGAGAUCCACCAAGCUUUGAGCCGUGCAAAGAAAACAUCCGUAGAAAUAAAGUUGGAAGAGUUUACUCGCAGCUCACCUGAGCCCGGCUCCACAGAGCAGGAGUGGGUGGCCGCGGGUCACACUUUGGGUCAGGUGGUUCUGAGUCAGCUGGCCGCCGUCAGCCUUCAGUCCUCGGACAACAUGGAGGUCAGAGCUCGCUGCCUGUGCUUAACUGGAAAAUACCUGAGACUGCUGGCUGUGCACGAAGAGCCCGUGCACGUGAGAGAUCUCUGGGAUGCACACACGCAGGAAACCUGCUCGGGCUCUGAAGGUUUUCUCACGGCAGACUCUGAGACAGACGGGGACUACAGCAGAAACAAAUGGGUUGUGACCUCGGCAGGAAAUCCUGAAUUGCAGAUUCAGGGCGGACUCAGCCAGGACGGAGGAGGACACGUGGUGCUGGAGACCCAGGCCUUCAGACAGCUGACCAUCAGUCCCAACCACCUCAGCAUCUUGUCAGAAAUCCCUCCCAAAAUGAAGGUCCUGCUGCUGCAGCACUCCACAGAAGGGUCGAAGGAUGCAUCUUCACUGGACUCUGAAAGAACGAAAGAAGAUAAAAGUUCAUCAGAUAAAGCUGAACCGGAGGAAUACUUGGUGUUGCUGGCAGACAGGAAGUUGUUGGAGCUGCCGCUCGAAUCCUUGUCGGUCCUGCAGGGUCAAGGCCCGGUUCCUGUGACCCGAGACUUCUCUUUGCAGAUUUUCUACAACCGUCUGAACAGAGAAGCACAGAAAGCUGAAAGUGACAACACGAAGGAGACCAAAGGUGGAAAGGCGGCAAAGGGGAGACGAGAUCAAAGUCAAAGCAUGAAAGCGGUUCCUGCCAAUCCUGCAGUGCCUUCUUCUACGUUCUUUACCGUAGACUCACGAGGUUUCAGAUUUAUCGUUGAUCCUCACAUCGAAGGACGCCUCGGAGGAACCGGUCUGAGUCGGAUAAUGAAGGAGGUUCUGCAGAGCCAGAAUCUGAGCCACCUAUGGGAGGGCGGUUCUGAUGUUUGCAGUGGUUCUGACCCGGAGCAGGUUCUGCUCAGAUGCAGCAUCUUCGUUUUCCUGGGGAGGGACUCCUUCUUGGCGAGCGUUCCUCCUGCUAAACUGGCAGUCUUCAACCUGUCCGGUACGGUUCUGUUCAAACUAACAUUUAUCUUCUUGGGUGGAGUGGAGAAGUUCUCAGACAUCUGGGCGGCCAUCUUGAAACAGGACGGCUCCACAGAGGAUCGUCUGAACAUCUGUCCUGUGGUCCAUGAGAUCUGA
This is a messenger RNA of Nematolebias whitei (Rio pearlfish), 4701 nucleotides long. RefSeq names its product cilia- and flagella-associated protein 46. Gene Ontology annotation, biological process: cilium movement involved in cell motility; axoneme assembly. The record is from RefSeq and is a predicted model, not a curated record. Bases 1 to 4701 code for a protein of 1566 amino acids. The transcript is spliced from 38 exons. Lineage: Eukaryota; Metazoa; Chordata; Actinopteri; Cyprinodontiformes; Rivulidae.